Molecule: messenger RNA, 4973 nt
Organism: Drosophila teissieri
Lineage: Eukaryota; Metazoa; Arthropoda; Insecta; Diptera; Drosophilidae
Exons: 10
Coding region: 636-4670 (1344 amino acids)
Molecular function (GO): protein binding
Source: RefSeq, a predicted model, not a curated record
GGUCGCAUCGGAGUUGAGAACUCGAAGUAAAGGUGAACGAAGAAUUCGAUAAAUACAAUUGAAUAGUUUUGAAUAUGUUGCGGUGAUUUUUGGAUUUGCAUACCGGUUUUCGAUAAGCGAAUUCAUUAAAACAUGUUAUGUUCAAAUAUCGAGAAGUGUUCCAAAGUGCGAAACAAACAAAUUUAACAACAAAUGUCCAAAGCGAAUCACAAACGUGAGAGACACAAUAAAUGUAUAAAGUGUGCAAAUAUGAAGUGAUAUAAAACACAUAUAAAGCAACCAAUUAUAUAUUUUCUUAUCAGUGUUAACCCCAAAAAACUAACGACAAUUCGCAUAAACAAACACCAUUAAGGAAACGUUAAUAAAACAACAUAGUGUAAAAAAAGUUUAGCAACCGCGAAAACGACUUACGAAUUUUCACAACAACUUGAUGUUUUGUAACGGAGUUUCAAGAAACUGGUAAAAAAAAACUUUAUUGUGAAUUCUUCUGCUGCUUCUCCUUUGCAAGUGCGGCAAAAAUUUUGUGGCUCUGCGGAUUUAUUAAGAACAUCAACUCCCGAUUCUGGGCAGCUCACUUCUAACGCUGGAGUCAUCACUGGAAACCCAUUAACUGAAACACCAACAUAGUACGUAGUAUGCGUCUCUUCAAAGCGCGCAAAUCCACGGAUACCUACAGCACACUAGCCGCGCAACAGCAACAGCAGCAGCAGCAGCAACAUCAAGCCGCCGACAGCAGCAACAUUUCCCACAGCGGCAACAUCAGCAGCAGCAGCAGCAACAAGACACACACACCGGCAACAUGCAGCAACAGACUGAACAAGAGCAUUGUGAGCAGCACCAGCAUAUCGUCAUCGCUGCCUGAUCUGCAUGACAAGUCGCCCGUCAUGAUCCUCAGCUGCACCACCCUGGCCAGCAAUGGAGCCACCGCCACGACAGCGGUCACAGCAACAGCUGCCGGCACUGCAGCAACAUCUGCCGGCGCGCUGCAGCAGCAGCACCAGCCACACCAACAGCAGCAGCAUCUGCAACACCAGCAGCAGCCGUUACGCACGGCCACGCCCACGUGUCUGCUAAGUGGCCGGCAGACGCCAUCGGCCAUAUCGGUGAUGUCGCUCCAAGAGGCCACCAGUCUGCACCGCCAGCAGCAGCAACAUCAGCAGCAGCAGCAACACCAGCCACCCACCAUCUACGUGCCGGUGGCAACGAAACUUGGCAGCAAUGUCAACACUGGCAACAGCUCGGCUACACUGCUGCUCAGCUAUGGCAGCACCAGCAGCAUCGCCAGCCUGCAGCAGCAGCAGCAGCAACAUGCCGCCCAGUACCAGCAGUAUGUGGCACAGCGACUGCACGCCGCUUCCAGCAGUUGCUUGUACGAGAAGGGGGCGGCUGCCGGCGCGGGGGCGGGCAGCAACAAGAGCAGCCGAUCCCUGACCCCAAAUGGUCACCUGCCCGACUACAAACUGGUGACGGCGAUGCCAGUUGUUGUCCUGGACGAUGAGCACAAAUCCAAUUCGUUGCCACCGAAUGAAGCCAGUCGCAACAGCAACAUCAGCAGCAGCAUGAACAGCAGCAGCAACAUGAACGGCAGCAGCAACAGCAACAGCCUUGACGUCAGCAACAGCAACUCGCAUUCGGGGAGCUCCACUUCUUUGGCCAGCACCACGAGAAAUGUUUUCACCUGGGGCAAGCGCAUGAGUCGCAAACUGGAUUUGCUGAAGCGAAGUGACUCGCCCGCCGCCGCCCACAAAUCGCAUUCGGAUUUGAGGAGUCUGUUCCACUCGCCAACGCACCACAAGAGUGGAUCCGGUGGUUCCAGCGGACCCAGUUCGGCGAAGGCCUCGCCCUCACCCACUGGCGGCCAUCAGAGCAGCUCCGGCUCCACGACCAGCACCCUCAAGAAGUGCAAGUCGGGGCCCAUCGAAACCAUCAAGCAGCGACACCAACAGCAGCAGCAGCAGCAAUCGGUCCAGGAUGUGGGCACGGGACAGAGCCAGAGUGCUCAGUCCACGCCCACGCAUCAGUUCCAGGCGGCUGCCCGCCCACAGAAAGCGCUAAAGAACUUCUUCCAUAGGAUCGGGUCCACCGGCAUGCUGAACCAUCGCUCCCACAAUCUCCUUAAGGCCUCGGAGGCGGCUCAACAGGCCACCCCGGCAGCCACCACAUUGUAUAGGAGCAGCUCCACCAGCCAGCUGUCCAGCAGCUCCUACGUGAAGUGCGACGAUCCCACCGAGGGUCUGAACCUCCAGAGGGAGCAGCGCGAGCAGCGUCUGCCGCGGAUCGCCAGCCUCAAGUCCAGUAGCUGCGAUGACAUAGCCAAGGUGAGCAGUUGCCUGACGGCCAGUACAAGUAGUGGCAGUGCUGCCGGCAGUUUGGCAUCUCCACCGAGUGGUGCAGCAGCUGGCGGAGGCGGAACUGCAACCAGUGGCCAACACGAUCCCUCGCGUCGUGGCGCCUUUCCUUACGCCUUCCUGCGAUCACGUCUCUCCGUUUUGCCCGAGGAGAAUCACGGAAAUGUACCAGGACACCUGAAGCAACAAAUACAGCGGCAGCGGGAGCAGCACCAACAGCAUCAGAGGGAACUCCUCCAGCAGGAGCAGACAUCGUCGCCUCUUCCCCAGCGCCGAUCCCCCGAACAGGCGAUGCUGAACAAUGUGUCACGCAACGACAGCAUCACCUCCAAGGACUGGGAACCACUUUACCAAAGAUUAAGUAGUUGUCUAAGUUCAAACGAGUCCGGCUACGACAGCGAUGGGGGUGCGACGGGAGCCCGGCUGGGCAAUAAUCUGAGCAUCUCCGGCGGAGAUACCGAAUCUAUUGCCUCGGGCACACUGAAGCGCAACUCGCUCAUCUCCCUCAGCUCCUCGGAGGGCGUGGGAAUGGGCAUGGGUCUGAGUCUCGGCAUGGGGGCCCCAUCGACGAGGAACAGCAGCAUCUGCAGUGCUCCCGUGUCGCUGGGUGGCUACAACUACGACUAUGAGACGGAGACGAUACGGCGACGAUUCAGGCAGCUGAAGCUGGAGCGCAAGUGCCAAGAGGACUACAUCGGGAUUGUCCUGUCGCCCAAGACGGUGAUGACCAACAGCAAUGAGCAGCAGUACAGGUAUCUCAUCGUGGAACUGGAACCCUAUGGCAUGGCCCAAAAGGAUGGCCGCCUUCGCCUGGGCGACGAGAUUGUCAACGUGAAUGGAAAACACCUGCGAGGCAUUCAAUCCUUCGCAGAGGUGCAACGCCUGUUGAGCAGCUUUGUGGACAACUGCAUCGACCUGGUGAUUGCUCACGAUGAGGUGACCACGGUAACGGAUUUCUACACCAAAAUCCGUAUCGAUGGCAUGAGCACGCAGCGCCACAGGCUGAGUUAUGUGCAGCGCACUCAAAGCACAGACAGCCUGAGCAGCAUGCAGAGUCUGCAGCUGCAGCAGGAGAGGAUGCAGGGUCACAAUACGGAGCAGGAGCAGGAGGCCCAGGGCGAGGAUCAGUGCGAUGCGCGUUCAAUGGCCAGCGUCAGCACAAUGCCCACUCCGAUGCCGCUGAUGCAGCAUCGCCGGAGCUCCACGCCCAGGCACUCGUUGGAUGUCGGCGGACCGGAGCAUGAGCUCCUCAGGAGACGGGCACGCAGCUCCUCAGGUCAGCGCAGCUUGGCUCUAACACCGACCCCACUCUUUGCCAGCGGCAGCAGCAGCUGCUCCUCCUCCCCUAACCACCGGUUGCUGGAUAACGAGAAAGACCCUGCUAACGACACCGAUUCCUAUACGCCAGUGUAUGCAAAUCGGGCGGCAAGCGUGUGCGUGGCCUCCUCCCUGGCGGACGACGAGAAGUGGCAGUUACUGGCACGGAAGCGUUGCUCGGAGGGUUCCGCCCUAUCAACUACAUCCAACCCGCAGCAGUUUGGCCAGCGCACUCACUACGCCAGGAACUCCAUCAAUCUGGCCAACUCGCACUACCGCUCGCUCCGAUUUGCCCACUCGCGGUUGAGUUCGUCGCGCCUUAGUCUGUUCAUGCAGGCGCCGCCUAACAGCCUAACCGUCGGGGAGGGAGUCGCUAACACCCCAUCCUCUACAGCUACCACAACCACUGAUCUCACUAACCAGCAGCAACAGCAGCCAAACCAGCAACAGACACACCAAUCACUGUACAUCAAGCACUCGCCAAAGAGCGUCUCAUUGUUCUCGCCUAAUCCCUAUGUUAACGCCUCAUCCUCACCAGCUUCGGCAUCCACAUCAGCGAGUGCCAGCUCUUCCCUGGCCCCGCCAGCCGCUGCCCUAAUGCAUCACAGGCCAUCGCUACCGGUGGCCAAGCUAACAAUACGCGACGAGGAAAUGGCGGAGGUUAUCCGUGCGUCGAUGAGCGAGGGUAGUGGUCGUUGCACCCCGAAGACUAUAACCUUCUUCAAGGGACCCGGACUGAAAUCGUUGGGCUUCAGCAUAGUGGGAGGUCGAGACUCGCCCAAGGGCAACAUGGGUAUCUUCGUAAAGACUGUGUUUCCCUCAGGUCAGGCAGCCGAUGAUGGCACACUGCAGGCGGGCGACGAGAUUGUGGAGAUCAAUGGAAACUCUGUGCAGGGCAUGAGUCAUGCCGAAACCAUAGGACUCUUUAAAAACGUAAGAGAGGGCACCAUUGUGCUCAAGAUCUUAAGAAGAAAAUUGCAGAAGGCAAAAUCAAUGGGUUGUUAGUGUAUACCCACAUUUGACUUAUUCCCGUGGUAAUACAUGAUUAUGGACAACCUACAUCGUUUAACCAAGUUAAAUGUUAGCUUCGCUAAUUAAGUGAAGCCUUUUUUGUAAUCGUACAAAGCCCCUUGCAAGAACUAUACUAAUACACAGACUCUAUUUAGAAACUAGAAUCCCAAAUAGCAUGUAAAGAAAUGUAUGGAGUUACAAUUUUAAAUUAUUUACCCAUUCUAGACUAGGCUAAGGCUCGAAACGUUGUACAAGUUCUAUUUACAUACAACCUUAAUAUAUUUACCUGAAAAGCAA